AUGAACGAGGAGACCGGUGGAUUCAACGACGUCAUGUAUCAGUUGUAUACUAUAACGAGAGACCAGAAACAUCUGACAAUGGCUCAUCUUUUCGACAAACCAUGCUUCCUUGGACCUCUUGGUCUUCAUAAAGAUGACAUAUCGGGCUUGCAUGUAAAUACGCAUCUCCCUGUCGUCGUUGGUGCACAGAAGAGAUAUGAGGUCGUUGGUGAUCAUCUUUACGAGGACAUCUCAACCUACUUGUUUGAUGUGGUAAAUUCUUCUCAUACAUUCGCAACUGGAGGUACAUGUACCAUAGAACACUGGCAUGACCCAAAGCGGCUGGUGGACGAGAUCAAAAUAAGCUCAAACGAGGAGACCUGCGCCACCUACAGCUUCCUCAAGGUUUUGCGGAACCUGUUCCGGUGGACAAAGGAGGCCAAGUACGCAGACCACUACGAGAGGCUGCUCAUCAACGGGAUCAUGGGCAACCAGAGGGGAACACAGCCUGGUGUCAUGCUCUACUUUCUUCCCAUGGGGCCUGGGCGAUCGAAGAGUGUCAGUGGCCUGCCCCCCUCUGGCCUUCCGCCAAAGAAUCCAGGGGGAUGGGGAGGUCCAAACGACACGUUUUGGUGCUGCUAUGGCACUGGGAUAGAAUCAUUCUCAAAGCUAGGAGAUUCCAUAUAUUUCCUGGAGGAGGGUGAAACUCCAGGGCUCUACAUCAUCCAGUACAUACCGAGCACCUUCGAUUGGAAAGCCACAGGCCUCACUGUCAAUCAGCAGGCCAAACCCCUGUUAUCAACGGACCCCUUUUUCAAAGUUUCGCUCACCAUUUCUGCAAAGGCUCCAUUAUUAGUUGCGAAGAUCAGGAUUAUAUUGUUAUUUCUUUCACAUUUCAAAUGCUCAAGGAGAUGCCCAAUUAGCAAAGAUGACCUUCCAGAAUACGCGUCCAUCCAAGCGGUGCUGUUCCGGCCGCACCUCCUCGCCGGCCUGACACACGGCAAGGUGCCAGUGACAGACAGCAACCACUCCAACGACGGCCUGACCCCGAGCAUCUGGGAAGUGAACGCUACAAGCGCCGCCUCCGUCGCCGACUGGGUCACUCCGGUCCCCUCCGAGUCGCUCAACUCACAGCUCGUCACGCUGACGCAGAGCGCUGGCGGGCGGACCCUCGUCCUGUCGGUGUCCAUCGCUGACGCGAAGCUCGGUGUCCCUGGAGCUCGCCACCAGGCCGGGGUGCUUCGUGACGACGGCGGCGGGCGCGGGCGCGAACGCCGCCACGCAAGUCGUCUGCCGGGGCAACAACGACGGCGCCAGCGCGAGCGACGACGCCGACGCGGCGUUCCAGCGCGCGGCGAGCUUUGUCCGCGCGGCGCCGCUGAGGCGGUACCACCCGCUGAGCUUCGCGGCGCGCGGGACGGCGCGGAGCUUCUUGCUGGAGCCGCUGCGGAGCCUGCAGGACGAGUUCUACACCGUCUACUUUAG
Messenger RNA from Miscanthus lutarioriparius, 1464 nucleotides. The record is from the annotation of a GenBank genome assembly. Lineage: Eukaryota; Viridiplantae; Streptophyta; Magnoliopsida; Poales; Poaceae.